AUGGGAGGAUGUCAUAGCAAGAAAGUUGUAAGGCCGGACUUUGAAACCCCAGUGAGAUGCAGGUCAACAUUUGGAAGUUAUCCUUCAGAUACAGUGUCACCCGAAAACAGAACAUUGGUACACUCCCCAGACAGUGGACAGACGGUGUUUACUCUGGAACAACUGGAACACUUGGAGAGUUGCCUGAAGGAAGCAGAAGAGAGGGCUAAUGCUCUAUUGGAACAGCUUACAGCCUCUGAAGAAACAAAAUCAGAACUGGUUGAGAGAGUUUCCUUGCUGGAAAAAAGACUAGAGGAUGUGAGCCAAAUGAGUGUUGGUGGAGAGUCAUAUGAAAACAUGGUUCUUGAGAAAGACAAGUGCAUCAAGCAGCUGCAAGCUGAAGUAAAAGAUUCCCAGGAGAAACUUACAGCCAAUAAACUAAAGCACAAAAAGACAGUGAAAAAGCUACAAACUGAUUUGGCAAUAGCUAAGCAAGAGGCUGCCAUCACUGUCCUGGAACUCAAUGAGAAGAUAAAGACACUCUGUGAAGGAAAGCCUUUCCCUAGAGCGUCCAACUCAGUGGAAGUGCUCUGUGGCGGUCUCCCACCUGUGGAAGCGUGUGACAGAAAGAUUAGCCUGAUCAUGGAGCUGUCCACCCAGCUCUCCCUUCAGUCUGAGAAGAUCACUCAGCUUGAAGAAGUCUUAGAGGAAAAGGAAAGGAAGAUUGAGGAGCUGGAAGCUGAGCUCAGUUCCCAGCUUCCCCCAAAGGAAGAGAGCUGUGAAGAAGAUUUACAAGACCCCCCCGUCGUAUGUAACGAUGAUAAGAGCGUUCUCGUGGCCUCUGAUGAGUUGUAG
This is a messenger RNA of Psammomys obesus (fat sand rat), 834 nucleotides long. RefSeq names its product coiled-coil domain containing 192 (gene Ccdc192). The coding region runs from base 1 to 834 and encodes 277 amino acids. The record is from RefSeq and is a predicted model, not a curated record. NCBI's taxonomy places the organism in Eukaryota, Metazoa, Chordata, Mammalia, Rodentia, Muridae. The transcript is spliced from 7 exons.